AUGGCCUCUGUCGCCGCCGUCGCCGCUACCGCUUCUUCCCCUCCCCCUGCCUCCCCUCCAGCUGCCGCAAACGCUAAUGCUAACACUGCCACUUCCACUGUUAAUAAUACUCCUGGUACUCCCACGCCUGCCACCCCUACUGCCCCCGCUACCAUAGCUACUGCUAUUUCCUCCGACUCGUCCCCACCGCUUGGAGAGCCCCUCUCCACACCGUCAAACCCCUCAAGAGGCCCUCCAACCCCCGACGAGCCUCCUCCUCCCACUUCCCCGCCAACGGCCCAAAGCACCAUUUCCACAGCCAGGCACCGGAUACCCUCCUUCCCGCCCCCUCAACCCUCCAGAAUCUCCAUCAUGUCUACCCUAUCGGCAAAGGGCGAGCCCUUCCAUGCCCAAUUCGUCUCGUCGCUGUCAUACACCUCCGUCCGCGACUUUGCCUAUCCGGCGCUUCACCCACUACACUACGGCCCCUCAUCCGCUACUUCCGGCCUAUCCACUCCCGCGGGUUCCCAGCGCGGUUCCCAAUACUUUGAUCAUGGCAGCAAUCAUGGAGGCCAGGCUGGUACCUGGUUUACAGGGGGUGGGGGCGGUUAUCGGAGGUUAUCCGACCCUGCACACCCCUCCUAUGACUUUGGCUUGGGCGGGGAUGCGACAUGGGGCGGGGACUCAUACAGGCAGCGAUCGAAUCAUAAUGACAAUCACCCGCAUCACCAUCAGCCCCCACCGCUGAAUUUCUCCGACGGUCCGCCCUGGAGCGAGGAUGAAGAUUUGCAGAGCCCGGUUGUCGUCUCCAAGCACAGGAAACACAAAUCUUCCGCGGCGCAUUUGCAAACCAGUUCUCAACAUUCUAGGGGCCAGAGUAAGAACGUCAUCACACCCACCACGCUUCAGCACUUUGCCGGGAAUAGCCAUGGUGCCAGCGACGGUGGGUGUGGGCCCAGGAGAGGAAUUGGCAAUGGCGAUGUCGGGUGCGGGGGCGAGGAAGACUGGGAUGGGGAACGCAGAUCGAUUUUGGAGAACGGAAUUUCGCCCGGAGGGGAUUAUUACACGGGCCGAUUGGGGCGCCGGACGGAUCUCGCUGGAGGAGAGCCUGGGGGGGAAUUAUACAACCAUCCCGGGGAUGGGGAGGGAUAUGGACCCAACAGUGCGCGGCAAUAUUAUCACAGCCACCACCAGGGCGGUGGGUACGGCGGGGGGGGAAGAGGGCCGCUGGAUGUCAGGGAUGGGGAUGAAAUCGACGACUUGCUCGACGAUGAUGACGAUCUUGAGGAGGAGGAUAGCAGGUUCAGCCGGGAUUAUCAGUUCACCAUUGCGAGUCCCGACGAAGAGAUGCAUGGGAAGGCUGUUGCGUUAUUCGACUUUAUUAGGGAGAACGAGAAUGAGCUUCCGUUGGUUGAGGGGCAAGUUGUGUGGGUUAGCUAUCGGAUUGGAGUGGGUUGGUUAGUGGCCGAGGAUCCGAAGACUGGUGAGCUAUACCCAGCACCCAAUUGGGUUCUUUCAGGACUAGAGCUAAUGGGAAAUGAAUGAAUAGGCGAAUCAGGCCUAGUCCCGGAAGAAUACGUUCGCCUCCUCCGCGAUCUACAACCACUCUAUACCCCACAGCCGGAAUCGGGAUCCCCACCCAAUCAUCAUCACGGUCAGGAAUCCCCGCUGAUAUUAUCCGGAUCUCCCCAGCCUCCGUCCCCCUCCCCCUCCUCCCCACAACAACCCCCCUCAACAUCUUCGACCUCGGCAACCUCAACCUCGAACAAUAGCGCCCUCAACCCUCCCAUAAUCUCAACAUUUUCGACAUCAUCGCAAGACGUCCACCCAUACCCGUUCCAAUUCCACUACCCAAACGACCACCCACCGGCGCACAUUAGAGCGAAGUCAUCGCCGGACCUGACUGGGGUAGAGACACCAACAGCGGGAGAUCAUAAGGAUCGGAUCGCGCAGCUGCAGAGAGAACAGGAGAGGGCGGUCUUGGAGGAGGCGGCGAUGGGGGGUACGCCGAGGGUGCGUACUGGGGUUGGGUUAGGAUUGGGGAAGGGUGGUGGCGGGGAGGAGGUAUUUUACGACGCUAUGGAAAGGCAGCACGGUCAGCAGCAAAGUUCAGUUGGGGAGUUGGAUUUCCGAGAGGAAGGGAGGGGACGGUAG
Messenger RNA from Tuber aestivum (summer truffle), 2133 nucleotides. NCBI's taxonomy places the organism in Eukaryota, Fungi, Ascomycota, Pezizomycetes, Pezizales, Tuberaceae. The record is from the annotation of a GenBank genome assembly.